Molecule: messenger RNA, 1241 nt
Organism: Haliotis rufescens (red abalone)
Lineage: Eukaryota; Metazoa; Mollusca; Gastropoda; Lepetellida; Haliotidae
Exons: 2
Coding region: 232-954 (240 amino acids)
Source: RefSeq, a predicted model, not a curated record
ACGAGUGGUGACGAAUGUCGCACUCGGUCACACCGGCAAACAGAUAAGUUACUGCAAAUUCCCGGCGUUGCGUAAGGGCAACAAUGGGGUCACCUUAUUGAUUGCGCACACCACGGUCGUGAAGUCGCUACCUGUGUGGUUGUGUACACAGUCGUCGCCAUGGACGCUUCAACUUCAGGUGUGUGACCGCGCUGAUGACGUCACAUGGCGGAGUGAGCAGACAGACCUUGCAUGGCAAAGCUUGAAAAGAUGAACUACAGGGAAUGGUCGAGCGCAACUCCAAAAGCCAGGAGAACAGCCAUCAGGAAGAUGAAGGAAGCUGGCCUGGUAGAGAAGAGACGCCUGGAGAGGGAGGGUCUCCUUCCCGACUAUGACUACCCCGACCCUAAGGGAACGCAGAGAUCGUCAGGACAGAAGAGGGGGCCAAUCACCGUCCUCAAUGACAACCCAGGCCCUUGCUACAACAUCUAUCCUCCUAGAAGCAUUGGAGUGACUCUCUGUGGACGAGGCCUUGCCAGGAGCCAGGUCAUCCUUGUGGACGGAGAUGACCUCAUCAACGACAACGACGGCGGAAAAGCAUCACCUCUCCCCGUUGACACAGUCGCCAGACCGAGAGAGGGAAGAACAGAAGCAAAUCAGGAGAGAGACCGAAAAGAAAGCGUCUAUCAGAGCACACACAAUGCACAAGCUCUAACGGAGACGAAACUCAAACCUGAAUUCCGGGUUAAGCUUCAAACAAGGAAGUUGUACCCAGAAUAUGCAUACUACAAGUGUGACGGACCUAUCCACUCCAUUACAGCACGCCAACGGCCAUCUUACAUACCAGAAUCAGGAAGCCCUGGACCUAUGUAUGACACUAGGGACAGCACACGUUCACCAGCGUUUUCCUUUGGUAUACGCCAUCAUCCACGUUGUCUUCGGGUUUCCGAAGCCGGUGUACUUGUACAUCAGUGAUUAUCAGUAAUGGGAAGAAUGGAAAGCUUGGUUGUGCUCGUCGACAACGAACAUUUUCUGGUCCGAGCCUAAAAGUUUUUUCCCUUUUACUUAAGCCCAUCCGAGAGUGGGUUAUUGAGUUGGAUUUUACCCGGUUUGUUUAAUAAAAGUAGCUGUGUGAAUGUUGAUCCUAAUUUAUACGUGAUCGACCGUGUAGAGGUACCACGAUUUAUGUUAUUCCAGAAUGCGUCAUUCCUUUCAUGUACAUCUUGAAGGGAUUACGACAUAAUAAACGCCAUUAAACCAUC